ACACAAGUCAGCGUGUACUCUGCUGUAGCGUUAGUGGAGCAAAAGUUUAUUGUAAAAGCAUUAGAUUGUCGUUAGUAAACACUGUUAGGCUUUUGUCGUCGCGAACUUUAGAAGGAGAGUUGAGAAAGUCAUUCAUAGUAUCUCCAACGACCGAACAGGCAGACAAGUUAACUUAGCUAUAACUUAGCCACUAAUGCUAAAAACAGUCGAAGCUAGCAGCGUCUGUUUGGGUGGCUAGCGCACUUCACUUUUUUUGCUUUUGGUUUGUUUUUAGCGCAAGAGACGAGUUAUUUUCUGACAUAAUAGUUACACGUGAGCCUGCAGUCAAUAAUGCAAGACCAUGGUCGUCUUGAGAGAAGGAAUGUGUCCCGGACUGGAUGAGGGUUUGGUGCGCGACUUGCGUGCUGCCGAUAUUAAAACAGUGGAGAACCUGGUAUCAUCUAACAUCGAGGAACUUGCUCAGAAAUGCUCUGUGUCAUAUAAGGCUCUGUUUGCCAUCCGUCGAGUGCUGCUGGCCCAGCACACAGCAUUCCCCGUGUCAGGUGCUGAUCUGUAUGAAGAACUAUUAAGCUCAACAGCCAUCCUUUCCACUGGAAAUCCGAGCUUAGAUAAAAUGCUGGAUUCAGGCUUGUAUACUGGAGAGAUAACAGAGCUGUCAGGAGGCCCAGGAAGCGGCAAAUCUCAGGUGUGUUUUGGUGUUGCAGUGCACAUUUCUUACCAAUUGAAACAGAGUGUGAUAUUUAUCGAUACGACAGGAGGGCUGACUGCCAGCCGCUUGCUUCAAAUGCUACAAGCUGAAACGAGUAACACAGAAGAGCAGAUGGAAGCUCUUCAGAGGAUCCAUAUCUUUCGUCUGUUUGACAUCUUCUCUCUACUUGACUGUUUAUACAGUCUUCGCAGUGGCAAGCUUCAGGUGUCUGUUGGUGGUGGCUCUGUCAAGGCUGUGAUCGUGGACUCUGUGUCAGCUGUUAUCUCUCCUCUACUAGGAGGCAAACAAAAUGAAGGCAUGUCCUUGAUGAUUCAAGUGGCAGGAGUUCUUAAGAUGAUGGCAAAGGACUUCAAUGUUGCUGCUUUGGUUACAAACCACGUUACGAGAAGUGGCAGCGGGGAGGUGCAGCCGGGCCUCGGUGUGUCGUGGAGUCACAUCCCCAGAACCAGGAUCCUGCUGGAGCGAGUACAGAAGGCUGUGACAGUCAGCCACUCCAGUCUGCGCUCUGCAACACUGAUCAAGUCUUCUAGACAGCCUUGUCACAUCAAAGAAGAGUUUGACUUGCUGUGGUGGAGUCGCUCUAAAGAAGGAUCCUCAGGAAAGAGAAAACUGGAUGAGACCGAUUCCUGAUGAGAGCAAACUAUAAUCCUCUGCGUCAACGUCUGAUCAAAGGGAGGGACGACGCGCCUCUUGCGAAUACAUUCCCAGAUCCAGCUGGUUGAGACUCUCUUGGCCUGGCUUUCCUCUUCAGGUUCAGCCAGGGUAUGUGUGGCUGAGGCGGCGUCAUAGUCCGGUACAAGGUCUCCAUCAUACGCCACAAAGUACCGCCUCAGUUUGUCAAAGUCCUGCACUGAGACGGGCAGGAAAAGCUUCACCCCGCUGAAGAUGUCCAGCAGUGUCUACAGGAAAAAUACAAACGGUCAAAGUGUACAACUGUACAAACUACACGGCAAACACUUGUUCAUUCAUUUGAUUAAAUUCUGCAGUCGCACCACUCCAUGAUGAGAAAUUGGUUAUGCAUCUGGCUGUAGGUCUGCAACUACUUAUUGUAGUAACUGAUUAAAUUGUUAAUUAGAAAAUGAAUGUUAGUCUAUAACAUGUGCUCAUCUUGUGUUAACAGCACCUAAAGUGUUUUAAAACAAAAAAGUAGUCAGAUUGUAAUGAUUUGAAAAUCAAGGAACAUUUCCGAUGGCAGUUUUGAGUAAUCAUUUAAAUCAAUUUGAUUGAAUUUGUUUUCUAGCCACAGCUUAUAUAGGACAAGUUAACUGAAAACUAUGGUUUCAGUUUUUAUAAUUCUGACCACCAGUUUUGAUUUGGAUUUGAUUGUACUGGUCAAAGUAAAUCACUGAGAUUGUAAAAUGUAUCAUCAUGACUAACAAUGGGUCCAAUAGGGCAAGAAACACAAACUUCAAGAUCAGAAAUAGUACAUAAUCUGGUUAAACUGUCAUCUUCUUUAUAACCUGUGUGAUAGUAAGACUACUACAGUUUCUUGCCUUAGACUCGAUGUCACUGUAUCCCCAGAUCUUAGCAAUUACUUAGGUGAGUACAAUGUUAUCAUUGCUGAUAAACCAAAGUUGUAAGAGACGGUAGUAUUCCUUUAACUGGUAGAAAGAGGUUAUGUUGUGUACCUGUAAAGAGACAUUAAACCCCAAAAUGGCAGAAUUAGAAAAGCAUUUUCUCCUCAGUACAGUUUAAUAAAACAUUUGCCAAUCUGAGUUUGAAGAUGUGGGAGCUGGAUCACCUCUAGCCUUUGUACUAUGAAUAGUUUCAGUGCACUUGAUUGCUUACAGAUAAAUGAAGAGAGACCUGCUGACUAACCUUGUCAUUGCUUGGAACCAGCAGUUGAGAGGUUGGCUUUGUUUUGGUUUGUCCGUUGCUGUGAACACUUUCACUUCUCUCACUCUUUAUCUGGUAGGAAACAGACUGGUCAGUUCAUCACUACUGCAUGAAGAUUAGCCCGUGCAGCUCAGGCUUGACUCAUCUAAACUGUCUGACAGGAUGGAAGUGUACAUCUGUCAUGUGAACAUAUUGUGUGUUGUGCAGUAAAUACAAUACCUUCUUGGCACUGGGUGUUUCUGAACCAGGAGUGCGAGGCUCAGAUUUUACAGCCUUUGGUUUGGGUGGGCUGCUGCGGUCUGAAGUAAGAGCAUAUUAUUGAUUAAAUAUCGAAUAAAGCAGCAUUUGCAGCACUAA
Molecule: messenger RNA, 2902 nt
Organism: Micropterus dolomieu (smallmouth bass)
Lineage: Eukaryota; Metazoa; Chordata; Actinopteri; Centrarchiformes; Centrarchidae
Gene: rad51d
Product: RAD51 paralog D
Exons: 11
Coding region: 341-1339 (332 amino acids)
Biological process (GO): reciprocal meiotic recombination; DNA strand invasion; double-strand break repair via homologous recombination
Cellular component (GO): Rad51B-Rad51C-Rad51D-XRCC2 complex; replication fork; centrosome
Molecular function (GO): single-stranded DNA binding; ATP binding; four-way junction DNA binding
Source: RefSeq, a predicted model, not a curated record